Molecule: messenger RNA, 180 nt
Organism: Sclerotinia sclerotiorum 1980 UF-70
Lineage: Eukaryota; Fungi; Ascomycota; Leotiomycetes; Helotiales; Sclerotiniaceae
Exons: 2
Coding region: 1-180 (59 amino acids)
Source: RefSeq, a predicted model, not a curated record
AUGACACCGGCGGAUGAGAGUGAUGAUGAGGGAUUGGGUGGAUAUGGAUUCUUCGACGCUGGUAUGCUUCUGCAAGCUUCGAAAGGUAGAGGCGAAGGCCUAGACGAUUCAAAAACGAGAGCUAAUGCUCAUUCGAGAAGAAGAGAAAUUGGCAAGAAAUUAAGGUUAAGCGAAUAUUAG